Molecule: messenger RNA, 1642 nt
Organism: Coccinella septempunctata (seven-spotted ladybird)
Lineage: Eukaryota; Metazoa; Arthropoda; Insecta; Coleoptera; Coccinellidae
Product: parathyroid hormone/parathyroid hormone-related peptide receptor-like
Exons: 8
Coding region: 268-1590 (440 amino acids)
Biological process (GO): cell surface receptor signaling pathway; adenylate cyclase-modulating G protein-coupled receptor signaling pathway
Cellular component (GO): plasma membrane
Molecular function (GO): peptide hormone binding; G protein-coupled peptide receptor activity
Source: RefSeq, a predicted model, not a curated record
CUACGUAUAGGAAAAAGGGAUUUUUCUGAAAAGCGUUUUUCCUGAUUGAAUAGCUUUAACUUUAUUAUGUUUACGCUAUUUCAUUCCGCCCCUUUAUCACCAUACUUGUCUUUCUCUCAUCAAUUCCGGAGAGUUCUACUUGUUGUUGCUUCCUUGGUAAACACCAUUAGAAAUAUUAGAAUAUGAAAUAUAACGACAGACGCCUCUGCUUCAUGGGUAUCAUUUUACAUUGCUAAAUAAUACCUAAAUCUGUGCAGUGUAGAAACAAUGACAUCUCUCUGGAAUAAAACUCUCGAUUCGUUGAAAAAAAUCGAGGAGCAGUGUUUAAAGAACACAACCGUGCCUGAUGAUGAUCACUUUGGGAAAACGAAAUUUUGCCCGGCCUUUCACGAUGGGAUUAUGUGCUGGGCUGAAACACGCGCUGGAGAAAUUGCUCAACAAUCUUGUUCUUCUAGUGUAUAUCGGCCUUCCUACGAGGGCUAUGCCACUCUGCUCUGCCAAGAAUCUGGAAGAUGGCUUACGAUACAGAACAACGUUGCAGCCAACUAUAGUCAGUGCGGCCAAUUCCACCGCUAUAUAUCUGAGAGUGAACAGAUUUAUUUGAAAUGGAUACCCAUAUUAAGAAUAUGUUCUCAUGUGGGAUAUGGAUUUUCAAUUUCUUCCCUCGUUGUCUCGUUGUUGAUUUUUUAUUAUUUGAAGAGAUUACAUUGUUCUAGGAAUUAUCUUCACAUGCACUUGUUCUUUUCGUCAAUCAUGAGAUGCUUUAUGUCGAUCCUGAAAGAUAUACUCUAUCUGAAGGCUAGAUUUUUGUUUGUAGAUACAUCGACGCCGGAAGCUCAAGGUCUUCAUUUUCAAAUAUCAACAUAUUGGUUCUGUAAAGCAGUGAUCAGCUUCAGGCAAUAUUUCAUAUUGACGAAUUAUAUGAUGAUUCUGAUGGAAGGAAUUUACUUGCACAACUUGUUGUUCCUGAAACCUUUUUCGGAUAAAACUAGUGUUAAAUUUUAUGCCAUUUCUGGAUGGACUAUUCCACUAAUAUUUGUCAUACCAUGGGUAAUUUUGAGAAUAUUAAACAAAAGUAUUUGUUGUUGGACACGCGAAGACAAGACUACUUUACUGUUAGAAAUACCUACAGGUGCCACUGUGAUAAUAAACUUCAUUCUUUUCCUUUUGAUUGUGAGGAUACUCUGUCUAAAAUUGAGCUCUAUAUUUGUACAGCAGAGAAGGGUGAAAUACAGGAAAUUGGUGAAGGCCACACUGAUUCUCCUCCCCCUUUUCGGAGUGCCAUACACAGUAUCCAUAAUUUUGUAUUUUUACGUUUCUAAAGAUGUUACACUGGAGCUGAUUUGGUUAUUUUUCGAUCAAAGCUUCUCAGCUUUUCAGGGAUUCCUAGCGGCGCUAUUUUAUUGUUUGUUGAACGGGGACGUCCAAACUGAAAUAAAAAGAAGAUAUUAUUCUGUACGGGAAAGAAGUCAAAUUAAAAGAUGUAGGACGAUUUCUCAUACUUUGCAAUCUUAUCUUACUAAUGGCGAAGAAAUGACGGAAAUAAGGAAUUGUCCUAUGGAAACAGGGAAUGUGGAGACGAACUUCUGACAUGUGAUGCGUUUGUGAUCUUUUUUUUUAAUGUAAUAAAACUUUGCCCAAA